UGUCUCUGGGUGGAAAGGGAUAGGUAGGUAGGUGGGUCGGUGCGAUCACGGUACUACAAUGAAUCGCAAAGGCGCCAGGUAGGUGGGUAGGUAGGCAGCUUCAACAGUAAUAGUAGACGAAUCUCAGAAAAACACAAAACACAAUGCAGCGGGGUCGGUCAAAUGUCGUCUGUCCAAAACCAACCAACCAACCGACCAACCCACCGGAAUUUAGGCCCGCAGGCCCACGCCUAUUGCAACUCCGAUGUUGAAGAUGCUCUCGCCUCGCAGAUUGCGUCGUCAGCCGCCGCAGCUGCCUGUGUUGGCUGCACCGGGAAGCAGCCCCGUCGCGGUUGGACGGAGGCGGACCUCAUCUCGCAGCCGGUGGGGGUCUAUGCCUUUAAAUGCACACCACCGCAUCGUGUCCGGUACCACGCUCUGUUUCCAGUUUCGCGAACUGACCAACGCUUCGCAGGCUGCUUUGCGACGGCGCAAGAGGCGGCUCAGGCUUGGGACGCAGCAGCUAGAGCCGGCGGUUGGAGAGUCGUAAAUGCUCCCAGGGACGUCGUGAGGGAGUUGGCAUUCCCUGACUACCUCCGGGGGAAAAUUGCAGCUGCUAAACAGCCGGCCGCAACUUUUCCGCAUCCGCCGUCGGAGGUUAGGUGGCGCACGAACGAGCUUAAAGAAGUACUACGUGACGUGGCAGAACGGCCCGUGUCCAAGAUAUGGAACGGUCCUCGUGGUCUGCAGCAGGAUGACCAUGACACAGCCGCGGGAAACGAGCUUUGCUGGUCCUUUCACCCGCAUGCGGCCGAGGUGCGAAAAACGACCGCACGCGGAACGACGCUGCAGGGAACACGCCCAUCGGCUCUGGACACCUGGCAUGACCUCGCGUUGCGAGCCAAAUGCGUCCGGUCCUGCAUCGAAUAUCGGGGAGACCAAGAGGUUGGAUGAAAUCACUUUCUGACACACAGCACGCUCUGCACAGCUAUAGUCCUCGACAAUCACGUUUCUGCAUAUUGUUAUUGACGUCGUGAACAAUUAGUAUUGCGAGAGUCCAUGCAAUCCGUCGCUGUACUAGUUGCGCGCAGCAACAAUGUUUUCCUCAAAAUUACGUUGGACAGGUAUCGCGUAUGACGCUUGCAGGAGAGCUUCGGUUUAUGCAAGGAAGCUGGGUCUUGAAUUUCCAGCCGCGUGUUGCCGCGGCGAUUUAUGAGCGGUUUGCAGGUACCCACUAACGAGUUGUUACCCACUAACGAGUUGUUACCCACUAACGAGUUGUUUCAAUUUCAAUCAAAGUAUGCACGAUGACGGUUCUCGUGGUCUUGUUCCGCAAUAAAUGGGUCCGUCAGUGACCCCCUCCGGGCUCCAAGCGUCUCGAAGAUUUACCAUCCUUCGACAAACGUGCACAGGUAACGCUGCGGUCGUCUACGACAGUUCUGCCGGAUGGGGUGGUCGCCUUCUCGGCGCUUUUCUUGCCAGCAAUGUCAGCAAAUACAUCGCUUGUGAACCGAGUUCCAACACAUUCGCAGGGCUAGAGCAGCUACGAGACCUCGUACUGGAAAAACUUGUAGAUGACAAAAAAGGGGGCUUUGUUGUCUCAACCGAAAAUGGCAGGCGGAUGUGUUCACUCGACAUCGAGCUCCACAAGUGCGGAAGCGAGGACUUCGUGCCGCCGAAAAACUCCGUCGACCUCGCUUUCACUUCCCCGCCCUACUUCUCUCUCGAACGCUACGCUACAGAACCUUCACAGUCACACGUUCGUUUUCCAACCUUCCCGCAAUGGUGCGCAGGGUUUUUGCAACCAACCCUUACGCACACCUUCGAGGCUCUCAAGCCCGGUGGCGCGAUGCUCAUCAACAUCGCGAAUUGCAAAAUCUUUACGGACCGCGGGAUCGAUCUCGAGGCGGAAACAGUGCGUAUAGCGGUUAAGGUGGUUGGUGCGCGACAAGAGACCACACUCCGUCUGCUGAAGAUGGACGGCACGGAGGACAAUGGGGAGCCAAUUUUCGUUUUCAGAAAAUAAGAUUAUCACAGAAUUACACUAUUUCCUGGUGGCUUUAAAGCCAACCCUCAAAUCCCCAAAACAAGGCGAUCAUACAAUUCCUCUAGAAAAAACAACGACACCGAUUCUCCAUUGCUCAGUUAUAGAAUUGAUUGAUAUUGCAGCCGUCUCUGCGCACUACAGUAGUUUACGAU
Molecule: messenger RNA, 2178 nt
Organism: Amoebophrya sp. A120
Lineage: Eukaryota; Dinophyceae; Syndiniales; Amoebophryaceae
Source: the annotation of a GenBank genome assembly